AUGUUUCACAGAAAAGCUCCAUUCACCUUCCGAAAUGGCGAAGAGAUACCUGAGUUGCAGAUCGCCUACGAAACGUGGGGUCACCUGAACGCAAAGAGGGACAAUGCCAUACUUCUUCAGUGUGGGAUGUCUGCGUCGUCGCACGCUUGCUCUCACGCUCGAAAUCCAGCACCAGGGUGGUGGGAGGACUACAUCGGUCCAGGGAGGCCGCUGGACACCAACCUUUUCUUCGUAAUUUGCACCAACAAUCUCGGCGGAUGUUAUGGAUCCAGUGGGCCUUCAUCUUUUGACAGCAGCACCGGGAAGCGCUUCGGGAGUCGGUUUCCGCGCUUCGAGGUGCAGGACCAGGUUGCGGCGCAGUUCCUCCUAAUGGACCACCUGGGCAUCUCCAAAGUCCACGCUUGCGUUGGCUCCUCCUUGGGAGGUAUGCAGAGUGUUUGUGCCGCGGCCAUGUUUCCUGAUAGAGUCGGCAAGUUUGUGAGCAUUUCAGCUUGUGCAAAAAGCUUUCCGGGAAGUAUGGCUUUCCGCCAUGCACAGCGUCAGGCUAUCAUGUCAGAUCCUCACUGGAAGGGUGGUGACUACUACGAUGGCCCGCUUCCCGCAAACGGAUUGAGACUAGCACGGCAGCUCGGAACCAUCACAUACCGCUCAGGGCUGGAGUGGCAACAGCGCUUUGGGCAGAGUUUGGCCAAGGGCGUAACAAAGAGAGAAGGUUUGAAGAAUGAAUUCAUGAUCGAGUCCUACCUCGCGCACCAAGGGGAGAAGUGGGUUAACGCGUAUGAUCCGAACUCCCUGCUUUGGAUCUCCAAGGCCAUGGAUGGUUUCUCUAUGGAAAAGCCUGACAAGGAUGGCAAGCUCAGUUUGCUGGAGGGUCUGAAGCCAGCAAUGAUGCCUGCUUUGGUGAUCGGCGUGCAGCACGACGUGCUGUUUCCUGUCUGGCAGCAGAAGGAGAUUGCCGACACUUUGAGAAAGGCAGGCAACGGACGGGUUGUCUACUACGAGCUGGACUCCGUUUAUGGGCACGACUCCUUCCUGUUGGAUGCUGUUGCCAUUGGCCCGGCCGUCAAAGGCCAUCUUGAGCAAGAGCCCGACGGAGCUCGCCAUAUUUGGGAGGACCUUGCAGCCAGUGCUAUGGGCUUUCUUCAGGCCAGUGCCCAGCGUGGGAAUCAGGCCGACAGCAUGAGAGACAUCUUCCGAGCGCUCGGGCAGGGCGAGAAGGAGGUGGAGCGAGACCGCCUCAAGUCCAUGGUGAAGCUUGUUUGGUCUGGACGGGUCAAUGAGGCCGCCGUCGACAAGGCUUUCGAUGCAAUGGCGAAAGAGCCCUUGAUGCAGAUUGAAGAGUUUAUGGCGAUGCGACAGGUGUUGUCUGAAGCAAUGUCUGACACAUAUCUACCCUAG
This is a messenger RNA of Symbiodinium pilosum, 1398 nucleotides long. Lineage: Eukaryota; Dinophyceae; Suessiales; Symbiodiniaceae. The record is from the annotation of a GenBank genome assembly.